AUGUCUUUCAACGGCUAUGGAUGGUACCUGUCCGCCACGGCUGCCCUGCUAUAUUGCUCGUGGAUCGUGCACAAUGUCGUCGCAUGGAUGAAGAUCCGCCCGUUUUUCACCGACGCAAGGUCCAUGUUCAAACCAGAGACCGGUCUGUGGGUCAAACGAAUAUACCUCGUGACCCUCGCUUGUACCGCACCGCCCAUCAUCCUGCAAAUCUACGACAACUUCCGGUUCUUCAACAAUAUCAAUGACUUCUACAGACAUGUCCGGCCCUACGAGCCUUUGUUCAGAGAUCCUUGGUGGGUAUUCACAUGUGUGACUUUAUUUCACGUCAUUCGGAAAUGUUACGGAACGGGCGUCUUCGAAUUGAUCAAGCGAUCUCCUCGCUUCGGCAUUCUCCUCGUCGCCAUCUGUCUAUCCCUGAUCUUUACGGGCCUGGACAUUGUCGCGAGCAUCCAUAAUUUCAUCGGCUCCACUGACGGAAUCAACCCGUGGUGGAAGCUGUCACUCGUGUUCAAAUGCCUGACCGACACGAUCAUGCUGGAUGACUUCAAGACAGAGCUGAAACGUCUCGGCAUCAAAAGACUGCAACAAGACGAACUGCGCCGCAAGAGUCUCGCACUGGUCCUGGACGACAACAUGAAAGACGACGACGACGCCAAUCACCAACUAGAGUUCUCCGACGCCCUCAACGUCAACCCGGCCCGCUUCCACACCCUCGAGAGCACCGACACGAGUUCGACGAGCCGAAGCCCCCGCGGCCGACUGAGGCAGGAAUCCGUCAACGAAUCGCGGACCGAACUGAGAAACUACGCCGACCACUCUGCGGGGAAGAAGAAAAUCUCGCGACUCCCCGGCCUCAAAGACUUCAAGUUCGACUUCAAGAGCCGUGGCGCCAAGAAUAAGGCCAAAGCCGAUGACGAAGAGAAACAACGGCCACAGACUGGUCCUGACGACGAUACUCAACCUCCGCCGGCCGCGCCGGAUCGGCUGUCACAGAUGCGCAAGAGUCUCGGUGUCAUUGAUUAUCAUCCGAGAUGA
Exophiala bonariae is the source of this 1035-nucleotide messenger RNA. RefSeq lists its product as uncharacterized. The transcript is spliced from 3 exons. Lineage: Eukaryota; Fungi; Ascomycota; Eurotiomycetes; Chaetothyriales; Herpotrichiellaceae. The record is from RefSeq and is a predicted model, not a curated record. Bases 1 to 1035 code for a protein of 344 amino acids.